Messenger RNA from Culex quinquefasciatus (southern house mosquito), 429 nucleotides. RefSeq lists its product as uncharacterized. The record is from RefSeq and is a predicted model, not a curated record. The transcript has a single exon. Bases 1 to 429 code for a protein of 142 amino acids. NCBI's taxonomy places the organism in Eukaryota, Metazoa, Arthropoda, Insecta, Diptera, Culicidae.
AUGGCGAUCCGUCGGUUCCUGAACCUUGAGCGGCGGCUGGAUCAGCAACCUGACCUGAAACGAGAGUACGCCAAGUUUAUCCACGAGUACGAGCAGCUUGGACACAUGAAGGAAGUCGAUGUCGGACCGUCCGAACCACCUGGAUCCGCGUACUACCUGCCGCAUCACUGCGUCUUGCGGCCCAGCAGUACAACAACGAAGUUGAGAGUCGUGUUUGACGGCUCGGCGAGAACGUCGACUGGAGUGUCCAUAAACGACGCACUGAAGGUUGCCCCCACGGUACAAAACGACCUGCUGUCGAUCCUGCUGAACUUCCGCUGCUACCGGUACGUCUUCACCACGGACAUCCCGAAGAUGUUCCGCCAGAUUGAGCUUCACCCCGAAGACACGCCGUACCAGCGCAUACUUUGGCGUGACGACCGAUCGUAG